CGUGCCCGGUAUCGACAUUUACCCGUUCAUUUGUAAACCCUAGAAAAAAGCAGCGGCGGUUUAUUGCAAAAAAGCUGCGAUGAUCGAGUUAGGGAGACGCCCACGUUCCCGAUCUCCCCGACAUUACAACAAUGCUCAGUGCUCCUCUUGCAAAUGCGAGCGAGCUGGUGAGAAAUACUAUCCUCACAACGUCAUAGCAAAUCUGAAUACUCUCACACGCAAAAUGGUCGACGCUACCGGUAGGAAAUGCAUGGUAGAAGUAAUUAUCAACACUCUUCAAGAGAAAAUAGCUUCCUUAAUCUCCGAUGAACCAGAUCGAGAGACGGAAUUCGAUAUGCGGAGCGUAACGAGAAAGUUUCGUGAGUGGAAUUAUGAUAUCGGGCGAUUUCAAAAGAAAAAAGAGGCGCUGGAAAAAGAGUGUGAAUCUGCGAAACGAGAGCUUGCUGAUGCUCACAAUGCUCUAUCAGAUGGGCUCAAAUUUUGGAUCGAUUCGAAAGAUACAGUGAUUUCUAUGUUCCAUGCCAAACUCUACAAAAAUUGGGGAUGGUGUGCGUAUCGCUAUGAAAUUGAUCCACAUUUAUCACGGGAGCAACGUGAGGAAGUUCACACAGAAAUUUGUCUUCACUUUGGGAUUAUAGAGUAGCAGAUCAGCUGAUUUGAUGCAGCAUUUGAAGCGGUAGGAUCUAGAUUAAUUAAUUUCCAAUUCACAAUUAACACUUUUUUGUUUAUAUAUUUUUUGAGAUGGGUAACAUUAUCUGAAUCUAUGACUUUUUAAAUGUUGAAUUUAGUUAACUUUUGGUCAAAAUUUUAAGUAGAGUAUAUUUUUCCAAUUAAAAUGGGACGGAAGGAAAAGCAGCAGUGAGACGAUAAUCUAAAUUGAUUAUCAAAUACCAUUUUAUUGUUUUAAACGUUAGGUUAGUAUAUAUAAUUAGAAAAUUAUAAUGUUUAUUAUAUGAAUUUCUUUUAUGUUGCAUGGGAAGUUUGGUGUUGUAGUUGGGUCAUUUAAGUUAACAGGCUGCUUAUUUGGAAAGAAUGUAGUCAAAAGUGUCAUUAAUAUGCCAACUUCUCCAAUCUGGAAAACAUGAAGUUUUCAAUAUAAACUAGAGCUAUUUUCCUAACCAAAUCUUCGUUAAAAUCCCGUGUGUUGGUCCUUACCCGCUUCAUAACCGUCUCCUUCUUAUCCACAACUCCAAAAUUUGCAUAAGCCUCAACCAUUGCAAUCAAAGCGGAAGACUUCAAAUCUAUCCUUUCCAUUCGAGUCCUUUGAUACGCCUUUUCCAUUCUUGUAAGCAAACCCGCUCGUGCAAACUCUUCGAUAAGCACAUUAUAAGUUAUCCGAUCCGGAGUGCACCCAUCCAUCUCCAUCUUCUUCAAGCACAUUCCCAUCUCAUCGUACAUUUUGAACUUCCCGUAAGCUUGUAUCAAGCCAUCAUAGGUAUCGCUUUCUAAGGUCAAAUUGGUUUCUUUCAUUUGAUUAAGAUGAAAAAGAGCAUCAUCAAAUUUUCCAUUUCUAGCAAAACCAUGAAUUAAGGAAUUGUAAACUUGUAGAGAUGGACUUAGACAAAAUGUCUUAAUAUCAGUGAAUGCCAAGACUGCAUCUUCCAUUAAACCUUCUUCACCUAACAUCUCUAUAAUCUUCUCAUAGUUAAAUUCAUUAAUUCUUGAAGUCUCUCUGUCCUUCCACAUAUUAAAGACCUGUUCAAGUAUUCUUGAGCCUUAAACAUUGUGUAGGAAGAAUUAUAGUGGUGUUUGAACUUUCAAUAAUAUGCCGUUUUAGUGCCUAACUUUCUAUUACUUUCAAUUUAGUAUUUCAACUUUUAAAAGUGUAUCAAAUGAGUAUUAAUGAAGAAGAAAGAGUAAGAUUACCUGGAGAAUCUCGUCAGAUCUAGAGCACUGUCUAAGAAAUCUGAUAACAGUCCAGAAAUGAUCUUUGGACCAAUCGCCAUCCUCCUCAAGCAUUAGCAAGGGGCAUGAGCCCUUCUUGUUGAGCCUGGCGAGCAAUUCCUUGAACCUCUGGUGCUCAUGGAAGCUCUCAACGAGGAGCGUCUUGUGUUUGGUUGAGUUAUCGUGAGAAAUGGCAUGCGAUGGAUUGAAGCAAGUGACUGGUUUAGUGAUUUUGAUUUUGGAGAAGAGGAAAUUUGGAUUGGUUGCGUCAAAUUUGUACGGGUAAAAUGUUGUGAAAUUGUUUUGCAGAGUGGAAAUUUGAUUCAUUACGUUCUCAUUCUGUAGCCAAUGUUUUACAGCUCAGUGUUGGUUGAUGUAAUUGAGUUGAGAUUUUAAUGUUGAAACCUAAGUGAAACAGAUGUGUGGGUUUGCAA
Mercurialis annua (annual mercury) is the source of this 2318-nucleotide messenger RNA. RefSeq lists its product as uncharacterized. Bases 80 to 643 code for a protein of 187 amino acids. The transcript has 2 exons. NCBI's taxonomy places the organism in Eukaryota, Viridiplantae, Streptophyta, Magnoliopsida, Malpighiales, Euphorbiaceae. The record is from RefSeq and is a predicted model, not a curated record.